Molecule: messenger RNA, 3216 nt
Organism: Microbotryum saponariae
Lineage: Eukaryota; Fungi; Basidiomycota; Microbotryomycetes; Microbotryales; Microbotryaceae
Source: the annotation of a GenBank genome assembly
AUGGGAACCAAGACGAGUGAGUGCGACCUCUUGUGACCCUGAACGUACUCUCUGGGCAGUGCGCUUGUUCCACUCGAUGCCACGGAUAUGUCUCGUGGCGCGGUCCACCGCACGAGCUCCGAGGCCCACUCGUCAUCUUGCGAAACGACGAUCACACGCUCGUCCUUCGCAACGCUAGCCGCACAACCCGAGACAAUGGACUCGGCGCUCAACUAGCUGUGCUCGAUGCAUGCGGCGCGACCCGCUUGCACCAGACUCAUGAUCUUUCAAGUCACUGACGUUCCGACGUCGUCUGUGUGACACUGCAGCACUCCCAGGGUCCUUGCACGCUCCGUCGUCCUCGCAUCCCCCCACCACCAACAAGCUUGCCUUCUCAUCAUCUCCCUCCGCAUCCCGCAAGUCUUCCCACAUCCUCAUUCUUCACGACUCUUCGGACACAUCCAUGCUCUCAUCGGACGAUGGCGACUCGGACGACGACGAUGCCGUGAUUGUCACCUCGGUCGGUGAUGCUGAAACUUCCGCUCCGAGGCGCGACGGGAAUGGCUCGACCAACGACGGCGUCGGCGUCGAAGAUGUCUGCCUCGCAUGUCGCGGCGAAUGUCAAUGCGGAGGAGCCAGAGGCGAUCCCGUUUUCGUCUCGUCUCUCGGGCACCAUGGUAGCAGUAGCCGCGGAUCGAGUCCGACUUCGAAUGGCAAGGCUCAUCCAAGGUUCAGUGGCAAGACCUUGACGGGGAGUCCGGCACCCGCUUCCGCCAGGGGGUCCCCUGAACUCGGCGAAAUCCCGAAACGACAACGCGAGGAUGCAGUUGACGAGACCGAAGAAGAAGGGGACGACGACGACGACGACGACGACGACGAUAUCGGUCGCCCACGCUUGGAACUACAAAAGAUCCACAACUCCCACAUCGCCGCCUUGCCCGCGACCUUGCCACCUCUACCCACCUUACCCACCUUACCCACCCUAUUCACCAACAAGGCCGCUUCACCCUCUUCGAGGGCGACGUCUCCAAAGCCGACACCUUCGCCACCUUUAGUCUCUGCCAGCGGGACAUCCACCCGCGUUUGCUUUGGAACGACGACCCCUCAACGCCUGACGCUUCGGCAGGUUCUUGCGCUCUCGGCGAAAGAGGCCGAGUCCGCCUCUGCGUCCGCUCAGUCGUCCGUCGAUGGCGAUGCUUUGGACGACGAACGGUAUCGCAAGAUCGCGGAUGCUCGAGCUUUGAUGAAAAGUCAGGACCCCGAUUCGUCCGACCUCUCUGGCGAGGACGAUGAUGACGAUGGGCCAGAGGACGUGGUCAUGGACGAAAUCGAUACGAGAAUGGAGAAGUCUGAAGAAAAGGCUCUCAGGAAAGAGAUCGAAGAGAAGAAACGAAGGUUCGGCUCGGACUCGGAUGCCAGAUCGGAGGCAAGAUCGGAGGCAAGAAGUGAUCGGAAUAAGAACCCAAAGCCGACCAAGGUCGUCGAGGAAACCGAGGAGGAUGUCGCCGCGGCUUGGGAGGCGAACGUCGAGGCUUUGAAUCGAGUACGCGCGAGAACGCUGGGCGAAGCGAAAGGCGGAGUCGUCGCGGCUGACGCGAGCAUAGAAAUUGACGAGGAUGACGAGCUCGGCGUCACAGACCUACCUAUUGUUGGAGGGUCAGGAGUUGUCACGUGGUCCGACUAUGAGGAUCUGGACGAAUUCGAAACGAUCGACACCACCGACGAAGAGGACGCCAACAUCGUUAUUCCCCGCGAAGAAGAAAACAUCGAAAUCCCGGAAGAACAAGAAAAGUCGCUCGCUAUGGAUCUCGAAGAGGAGCUCGAGGAGUUGCUGGCCAUCUCAGAGUCCGUCGUGGGGCCGAUACGGCAUGACGAGCUCGAGUCGGGGGACAUGUGGUUCGAAGCCGUCAGCGACGUCGAGGCUGAUGGAGGAGCCACGGCUGACAUUGAGAAUGACGGCGAUAGUGACGAUGACGACUCGGAUGACGAUGAAGACGAGUCGAUUGAAAGCGGCGAGACGCUGCUGUUCGUCGACGGCAUUGAAGGAUGGACGACUGCUGCUGGCGCCAUGGCUGCUUUGCGACGGCGUGCCGAAUCGGGCUUUGAAUCCCACGACGACGAAGCCGAGACCGACGAUGACGAAGAUGAAGAAGGCGAAGAGGACGACGAUGACAACGACAUCGACCUCUUGGAGCUCGACGAUGACGGUGGCGAGACGACCGACUCGAUGGCUUCGGAUGCGCUUGUCACUCGAUUUGGCGCGCCGUCUCGAAAGGUCGCUGCGGACUUUGAUGACGACUCAGGCGAGUCGACCGACAGCGAUCCGGAGGCAUUCAAUUCGUCGAAUGCGGUCGCUUCUACCUCUUCAGUUGUCUUGACUACGGAAGGCGACGCCAAAGGGAAGGAGACGAGCAAUGGAAAGGGCAAGGAGCCCGCCGAACCUUCUCCGCGCGCCGUCCCGCAAGACGCCACCACACCGCAGGCGCCAGCGAUGGGCGUUUUUGUCGCCAAGCGAAAGAACCGAUCUACGAAGAAGGCAGUCAAGGUCGUUGUUAUCGAUGCGUCGACGGCUCUUGUUCCCAGCCCGUUCUCAAGAGCGAGGAAGUCUCAGGUACGUAUUGCCUGCAAGCAUACUUCUCCUUAUCUGUUCUGAUGCUGACGAGGCCGCAUUCGUAGUCACAGCUCGAUCGACUCACACGUACUACGCGAGCAGACUCCAAGGCAUCGACGUCGACCGGCUCGAUCUCGGGUGAAACGGUCGAGGCCGAGGUCGAAAUCGAGGUAGAAUUCGACCUCGACGAGCUGCUCAACGACGACCUGCUCGAAUCUCUCUCCCCUUCCUCCGCGACGUCCGUCUCUACCCUUCCUACCACAGGCGAGAAAGUCAAGUCGACCUCGAAAGGUCUCUCCGACUUCGCGCGAUGGUCUCGCGUUCCCAUUGGUGCCUUCCGUUCACGGACGACGCCCCACCAAGUCGCCUUCAAUUACGACGGGUUCGAUCUAGUCCAUGGCGGCACGGCUCGAACGACCUUGUCUUCCCCCGGUGUCCCAAACUAUUCCACCAAACGAAGCGUCGAGAAACGAAUGUUGACGUCGCCCGUCAUGGGACCUUCAUCGGUCUCGGCCAAGCAUGGCAAGAAGAAAGGUAAUAACGGCCACGGCAACAAACGACCCAAGCUUGGACAUAACGUGAUCUCCCCCUUUGUAGCCGCCCCGAAGAACAGUCCGUGGUUGUAG